Molecule: messenger RNA, 1022 nt
Organism: Podarcis raffonei (Aeolian wall lizard)
Lineage: Eukaryota; Metazoa; Chordata; Lepidosauria; Squamata; Lacertidae
Gene: IL1B
Product: interleukin 1 beta
Exons: 5
Coding region: 9-755 (248 amino acids)
Biological process (GO): immune response; inflammatory response; cytokine-mediated signaling pathway
Molecular function (GO): interleukin-1 receptor binding; cytokine activity
Source: RefSeq, a predicted model, not a curated record
UGGACGAGAUGCAGUUCUACGAAGAGGACCGGCCUUCUCUGGCCAAGGAGGCCUUCCCAGGGCUGAACCAUCCUGCCUGCAAAGUCGGCAUUCAGGUGAAGAUCGCCAACAGCCCUUCAUCUCUGGGCUUCCAGAAGGCAGCGAUCAUUAUGGUGGCGAUUGAGAGGAUGAAGAAGAAGAAGUCCUCCAAAGCCAGGGCGCUUUUCACAGAUGACGACCUGAUGGACAUCAUCAAUUCCGUCUUAGAACCAGUUGACUUUGACACCUGCGAAUGCACCUAUGCCACAGAUCCCAUCUACCACCUCAGCAGGAGCAUCUCCUGCAACAUCAGAGACGUCAACCAGAAGUCCCUUGUCCUGAACGGGACAACCCAGCUGGUGGCCUUGGAGCUCCAACAGGCGGACAUCAGCAAAGAAGCGAGGGUGAAAAUGUAUGUCUAUCGACCAAAACUCGAGGAAGGCGUAGCGAAGAUCCCCAUCGCCCUGAAAAUCAAAGGGAAGGAGCUGUACCUGUCUUGCGUGCAGAGCGGAGACCAGCCAGCACUUCAGCUGGAGGAGGCCAGCAUCGAAGGGGACCUCGACAAAUCCGACAAAGGGCGCUUCCUCUUCUACAGAGUUGCAGUUGGGGACUACACCAGGUUCGAGUCAGCUGCAUUUCCUCAGUGGUACAUCUGCACAUCUGCCCAGGUCAACAAAGCUGUCAGCGUGACAAACCGGAUUGGGGAGGUCUCCAUCGUGGAUUACAUUGUCACAUAAAACGGGCAAGACGCGCAGAACCUUUACAUGCGCCUUUGGACAAAUUUCAGCCUCCUGACUCUGUGACAAGGAAAGUCCCAUCACUGAGACAACGCAACACUUGCCUCCUUUCUCUGGAAGGACUUGGCAGUUGCCAAGAAAGCAGUGGAUAAUGAGGACCGCAGGGGGCUGGACUAAAUGGCCCUUCCGGGUCCCUUUCGACUCUGCCAUUCUCUGUUGUAUAUUUAUUGCAAGUAUUUAUUAAUAAUUUAAUAAUUAUUUUUUGCC